Huiozyma naganishii CBS 8797 is the source of this 2307-nucleotide messenger RNA. RefSeq names its product mismatch repair ATPase MLH1 (gene MLH1). The transcript has a single exon. Bases 1 to 2307 code for a protein of 768 amino acids. Lineage: Eukaryota; Fungi; Ascomycota; Saccharomycetes; Saccharomycetales; Saccharomycetaceae. Gene Ontology annotation, biological process: mismatch repair. Gene Ontology annotation, cellular component: MutLalpha complex. The record is from RefSeq and is a predicted model, not a curated record. Gene Ontology annotation, molecular function: ATP binding; ATP hydrolysis activity; ATP-dependent DNA damage sensor activity.
AUGAGUGGCCGGAUCAGGGCGCUGGACGCUCAGGUGGUCAACAAGAUAGCUGCUGGGGAGAUUAUUGUGUCGCCCGUAAACGCCGUGAAGGAGCUGCUGGAGAACUGCGUUGAUGCUGGGGCCACACAGGUCGAUUUGCUGCUGAGAGACGGUGGGAUCAAGCUGCUACAGAUUACAGACAACGGGUGCGGGAUCGAGAAGGCCGAUUUGCCCCUUCUGUGCGAGCGGUUCACCACAUCGAAGCUUGGAAAGUUCGAAGACCUCGAGUCCAUCGCGACGUACGGGUUCAGAGGCGAGGCGCUCGCCAGUAUAUCGCACAUCGCAAGAGUUACGGUGACCACUAAAACGGUUUCUGAUCGAUGUGCGUGGAGGAGCGAAUACACGGAUGGGGAAAUGCGCGAUGAACCGGCUCCCGUGGCCGGUCAGGACGGCACGACAAUAUUGGUGGAGGACCUGUUCUACAACGUACCUUCUCGUCUGCGUGCGCUGAGGGGACCCAGCGAUGAGUUCAACAAGAUCCUCACCGUUGUGGGGAAAUACGCGAUCCACUUGAACAACGUCGGGUUCUCGUGCAAGAAGUUUGGGAACGCGCAGUUUUCGCUUACGGUGAGGAAUCAACUGUCCAUGCGGGAAAGGAUCAGAACUAUUUACGGCAGCAAUGUUGCAACUAACCUUAUAGACUUUGAGAUGGACGGCGACGACGAACUGUCCCUCAUCCACGUGGAGGGUCAGGUUAGUAAUCUCAAUUACGCGUCGAAGAAAUCAACUACUCAACCGAUCUUCUUCAUCAACAACAGACUGGUCACCUGCGAUCCGCUCAGGAGGUCGCUACAGCAGGUGUUCACAAACUACCUACCAAAGGGGAAUAAACCGUUCAUCUACUUAAGUUUAUUGAUCAAACCUGAAGUGGUAGACGUAAAUAUACACCCAACAAAGAGAGAAGUAAGGUUCUUGAAGCAAGACGAGAUUAUAGCCAAGAUAAGCCUGCAUUUGAGCGAAAUACUGAAGAAGAUUGAUACUUCGCGAUCGUUCAAGACGUCCACAAUACUGACAGGGAACCAGCCGAUUGGAUUUCUUUCACAAACCACGAGCUCGCAGUUAUUGCAGGACAUGUCCUCAAGAGACCAGAAUCAACAGCAUCAGGCCGGACCAAUCAAGAAACCGAAACGGUACGAACAUAAUAUGGUCAGAACAGACGCAUCCCAAACGAAAAUUACAUCGUUCUUAAGGUCAAGUCAAUACGUUCCUUCACAAUCAACCCGCUUAACACAACGGCAAGAGGAAGGAGAUGGGAUCAAAACGUCAGCAAACGCAGUCGAUCGCGAGAGUACCGAUGCCAUCACGAACAGUCGAAUGGACAAAACGGUGCAAAACGUGGAGACGGUCACUGACACCCCGCAUGGAGAAGACAUGAACAACGGAACUGCCGACUCUCCUCCAGUAACAGUUUUGAGUCAUUCAUCCAACUCAGGGUACACCAUUUCAAAAAAGGAGCGAAUUAGUGUCAAUUUAACGAGUAUUAAGGAAUUACGAGAGGAGGUGGACGCGUCUACCCACAGAGAGCUAACGAACAUCUUUGCAAACUUAACGUAUGUGGGGAUUGUAGAUUCACAGAGACGUUUGGCAGCCAUACAGCACGACUUGAAACUAUUUCUCAUCGACUACGGUGCCGUCUCUUAUGAACUCUUUUACGAGAUUGGUCUUACAGAUUUCGCUAAUUUCGGAUCGAUAAAGUUGAAUGCCAGAGACCACAGUGAGGAUUUGAAGCUAUCCAAUAUACUAAACUCCAAUUUCCCAGAUGUAGAUCUAGCGAUGAAAAAGGGUAUUAUAAAAAAGAUAUGGGAUAUGAAGGAUAUGUUGGAAGAAUACUUUUCAAUUACUAUCGUACCCGAAGUCGGGACAACGGAUGAUAAUGACUCGAUGAAUGAUGUCAGUAUCACCGCAUUGCCUUUACUCCUGAAAGGCUACAUUCCACCUCUAUCGAAAUUGCCAUACUUCAUCUAUCGACUGGGCACAAAAAUUAAUUGGGACGACGAGAAGGAGUGCCUGGGCGGUAUACUAAAACAAAUUGCAUUAUUGUACAUUCCAGAGAUGAUUGAAGACAACACUUCUGAACAACCUGGAGAGGGAACAGUUGAUAUAGAGAAACAAAACAACGUACAGAAAAUAAACGAACUUUCUCACAUUUUGGAGCAUGUCUUGUUCCCGUGCAUAAAAAGAAGGUUUCUUGCACCACGACAGUUGUUGAAAGAUGUUGUCGAAAUUGCAAACUUGCCCGGGCUAUACAAAGUUUUUGAAAGAUGCUGA